Molecule: messenger RNA, 3826 nt
Organism: Carassius carassius (crucian carp)
Lineage: Eukaryota; Metazoa; Chordata; Actinopteri; Cypriniformes; Cyprinidae
Product: centrosomal protein of 131 kDa
Exons: 27
Coding region: 22-3468 (1148 amino acids)
Biological process (GO): intraciliary transport involved in cilium assembly; regulation of centrosome duplication; cilium assembly
Cellular component (GO): centriolar satellite
Source: RefSeq, a predicted model, not a curated record
CUGUUUGUUUUCUGGUUGCCAAUGAGAAGAUGUUGCGCUGUGGAGUUGGAGACAGAUGAGAAAUCACUGUCAGACGCUCCGAACGCAAAUAACGUCGCUUUUAUUUGGAUAAAUACUGUUUCUUCAUCUGAUGUGGACAAUUUAGUGAAGAUGCAUACGACUCGCAGUCCAUCCGCUUCCGUCCAGACAGGGGCAGCUGGAGAUGCUCUGGACCUCAGCCUGACCGGCUCUCAGCUCACAAUGGGCCGCAGACCCAGCAGCGCUUCACCUGGAAAACACUUCUCUCGAUCCAUCUCUGUGUCUGUGGCCAGUGAUGGCCGGGGGAAGCGAAACACACUGGCUGAUGCUGGAUUGGGAAGCUCACGAGCAAUUAAGAACCUGCGUCGGUCAAACAGCACCACGCAGGUGAACCAGCAGGCCAACACAAGCCUCAGUGAAGGCCACACAGAAGACUUCCUGGCUCUGUUCAACAGCAGCUCUGAUGGACGUAGAAAACUGGCCAGCCUCUCCAAGACGUCCAAAGACCAUACUACUUGGAACAUCCUGGAUGACCAGCCGAGAGCAUUUCCCGUGCCCAGCAGCUCUCACAGUACCUGCAGUAUGGAUUCUCCUACAGGCAUGAAGAAGAGGGAAGCCGGCGUCUCUCUGGCUGCCAACUUCACUGCCAACAACAGGAGCAAUAAAGCAGCUGUGGGUAACUCUGUGACCACCAUCCUCCAUAAUAACCACUCAGAGAAGCCCCUCACUCCAAAGAGCUCCAAUCAGAAACCCUCCUUCAAUAACAUAAUCAAAGCCACCGUAAAUGAUGAUGUGUCUCUGGAUGUAAGCUGUUCUCUUACUAAGUCUCAGAAGAACUUCUCCUCUGCGUCAUCAAGCUCCAACAACAACGCCCCCCGUAGCCCCCGAAGCCCAGGUCAGCCACGCAGAAGAGAGGUGACCGAAGAGGAGGCCGAAAGGUAUAUUCAGCAGGUGAACCAUGCUGCUAUUACCAUCCAGCGAUGGUAUCGUCGCCGAGCCAGUGAGAAUACAAUCAAACACCUCCUCGCAUCCAAAAAGAAGGAGAGGGAGCAGAGAGCAGAGGAGGAGAAAACCACUGAAGCAGUGAAGAAGAAAGAAGAUGAUCGAAAGCGCAUCAGGGAAGAGAAGGCUCGUCUGGCUCGACUUACCGCCAUACAGGAGCUUCAGCAGAAAAGAGCCCAGCGUGCUUCAGAGGUACAGCAGAUCGCAGAGGAGGAGGUAGAGGCACUAAAACAUGCUGGGAAAGUGGGGCGUAAAAAGCUCACCAAGAGUUCUCCCAAUUCUCCCACUGACGUCAAGGCUAAGAACACAGAUUCUAAUGUGAAUGUGGUGCCUGAUCCGGAUGAUGUGACGAAUCUAAGGGCUGCUUCACCCGCAGGCUCUAUAUGCAGAGGAUCUCCGUGUUCUCAGGAGAUCCUCCAGAGGUCUGUGAGCAUGGAGGAUCAGCGGCAGGGGGCAUCAUCGAGUAGAGCACAGUCAAAAACCACUCUGAAUGACUUGCUGGACACACUGAAGCUCUUGGAAGAGGAACCAGAGAGACUGUCAGAGCCCAAGAGCUACAGGAAGGACAAGUAUUCGUGGAUUGAUGAGGAUGGAGAUUCUAACUCCCUAACUACGGAUAAUGUGGAAAGGCACAGGCAGCUGAGUCAGACUCCAGCUCUACCAGACGGGGGCGCUCUGCUUUCAGAAGCCAAACUGCAGAGCAUUAUGAGCUUCCUGGAUGAGAUGGAAAAGUCAGAGCAGGAAAGACCACGCUCAGUCACCUCUGGAUCACACCGAGAGGUGGUGUUGUCAGAGGAAGAUCUAGCAGUUGUGGAACAAGCCUCAGCCACAGCUGCUGAGGUCACCGGCUCUAUGAUGAAACUCAAACUGGAGUUGGAUGAGAAAAAACGCACAGUCAAUAUGCUACAGACAGCACUGACCCAGCAGAGGGAGCUGACGAUCCGGCAUGUGAAGGAGACUGAGAAAGAGCUUAAUCAUACCUUUCAGUUACAGAAGCAGCAGUAUGAAGCUACGAUACAGAGACACUUGACGUUUAUAGACCAGCUGAUUGAUGACAAAAAGUCCCUGAGCGAACGUUGUGAGGAAGUAGUGGGAGAACUCAAGCAGGUGGAUCAGAAAUACACCAAGAAGAUCGCUCAGAUGCAGGAGCAACAUGAGAUGGUGUGGCAAAUUCUGGGUCCCAUGUGUGAGGAGAUCAAGAAGCUGAAAGAGUUAAUGAGUGCCACGGAAAAGAUCCGCCGGGAGAAAUGGAUUGAUGAGAAGACCAAAAAGAUCAAGGAGAUCACUGUAAAAGGUCUGGAGCCAGAGAUUCAGAAGCUCAUCACCAAACACAAGCAGGAGCUGAAGAAACUCCGAGUUCUUCAUGAGGCAGAGCUGCUUCAGGCAGAUGAGAGGGCCGCCCAACGUUACGUCAGACAGACCGAGGAAUUACGACAGCAGUUGGAGAGAGAAAGAGAUGAACAGUGCCAGAGAGAGAGAGAACUAGCCAAGCAGAGGUUUGAGAAACAGCUGCAGGAAGAGGAGAAUGCACUGCAGCAGCAGAGGAGACGUCUGUAUAAAGAAGUGUCAGAGGAGAAAGAGCGAAUCACACAGCUUGCAGCCAGGCAGCAUUCUGAGCUGGAGGAUUUAAGGAAGCAGUUGGAAGAGAACAGCUCUUUGGCAGCAAGAGCACUGAGAGAAGAGCUGGAGAAGAGCAGAGAAGAGCAGGAGAGACGACAUCAGGUUGAAAUAAAGGCCCUGAAGGAAAGACUUGAGAUUGAGAAACAGACAUGGGAAGAAAAUUAUAUGAAAAAAGAGGAAGCAUGGCUGCUGAGCAGAGAAAGGGAACUGAAGGAGGAAGUGCGUCGAGGGAGAGACAAAGAGAUUGAGCUGGCCAUUCAGAGACUAGAGGAGGAGACUAGAGGGGCAAGAGAGGAGUGUGAGAGAGCAUCUGACAACCGGAUAAAGCGUUUGAGGGAGAAAUACGAGGCUGAGCUUAGAGAUCUGGAGCGUUCGGAGCGGGCAGCAUUGCAGAAACAGCAGGAGAUAAGAGAGAAACACAGUGAGAUGGAGACAGAGCUCCUCCGGCUGCAGUCGCUCUUACGACAACGAGAGCAGGAGAUUAGCGACAUUACCCAGGCCCGUGAUAAGUUAUCAGAUGAGCGCCGCAGUCUAGCAGAAGUGAUCAGACAAGAGUUUGCAGAACGGCUUGUAGAGACGGAGGAAGAGAACAGGAGAAUGAAGAAGGAGGUCUCAGAGGCCAAGGCACGACUCCGUUUAGAGGUGGAGCGAGUGACAAGAGAGAAAGAAGAAGAGCUUGCAGAGGUGCAUCAAAGAGUAAAGUCAGCUAUUUUGAAGAAGGAAGAGACUGUUAAUAACCUGCGCAAGCAGCAUGAGGCUGCAAUGAAGAGAGCAGAUCAUCUUGAGUCUUUGUUGGAACAGCAGAGAAAACAGCUGUUAGGGAAAUGAUUGACAAGUUAGGGCAUUGAAACCUCCAAAGCCCCUUCCCUUCUGUCAUACCGUCCUCCUGCACAAAGAAACUUUAACUCUUUAUUUUAUUUGUCAGGUUUCUCUUAUUUCUUUUGGUUUUUUGGAUGAACUGAUGGAUUCUGGAUCGACAUUUUGGUUCCACCAGACUUCUCAUCCAGAAAGCCGGCCUUUGGCAUUCCCAAGGGAACAAGGCAAGAAAUGAGAGAGGAAUUUAAUCUUCUCCAAGAUUCUUGGAGAGCUUUUCUGGGUCUCUCUUUCAUGUAUAUGACCAAAUUACAGACUCCUUUCAGCCACUGGUUUCACACAGCCAAAUUAAUUUUAAGCAUAGGAAAAUAAA